Molecule: messenger RNA, 1369 nt
Organism: Malania oleifera
Lineage: Eukaryota; Viridiplantae; Streptophyta; Magnoliopsida; Santalales; Ximeniaceae
Product: heme-binding-like protein At3g10130, chloroplastic
Exons: 8
Coding region: 305-1201 (298 amino acids)
Source: RefSeq, a predicted model, not a curated record
AGAAAGUUUGCCUUACAAGUCGAGAGUUGAUUCCACAUUCUAUUCCCACAAAUUCAUAAUAAUUUUUUUUCCCCUAUUUAGUCGAAUUAAUCUCCACCCCCAAAAUAUAAUCUUCCAAACAAGCGCGCCGUCGGGACACUUGAGAGUUGAGAUUUGAGGUGCGCCUGCGCUUGCUUACGUCAUCGGAUUUCUUUUGCCUCCGAAGUCCAAACUGCUGCAAUAUGAACGCGCUCGCGCCCCGGCCCCAAGCGGAAAUUCGAACCUCGAAGAUUGGAGAAGGAGAAUUGCGCUCUGCAAGCCUUCGAUGCUCGCUCGAUUUCCAUUUCAGAUUCUAAUCUCAACGGCACCGAGGAGCCAUAAGAGACCAUGCUCCUCCUCCAUCACCAAGUCGAUGGCGUCUGAUAAAAUCGCCGCUCCUCCGCAGAGAAGGCGAACCCUGUCGCCUCUCGAAGUCCGAUUGUCUCUCGUCCUGGCUUUGGCCUCGCAGACCUCCUCUCUCUCCCAGCGGCUUCUGGUGGAUUUGGCGAGUGAUACUGCGAAAUACGUGUUCCCGCGGAGGUUUGAAAGUCGUAAUUUAGAGGAAGCUUUGAUGUCAGUUCCGGAUUUGGAAACUGUGAAAUUCAAAGUCUUGAGUCGGAAGGAUCAGUACGAGAUAAGAGAAGUUGAGCCCUACUUUAUCGCAGAGACUAUGAUGCCUGGCAAGAAGGGAUUUGAUUUUAAUGGUGCAUCUCAAUCCUUCAAUGUUUUAGCUGAAUACCUAUUUGGGAAGAAUACAGUAAAGGAGAAGAUGGAGAUGACUACACCUGUUUUUACUCGGAAGACUCGCGCUGAUGGGGAGAAAAUGGAAAUGACAACACCUGUGAUGACAAAGAGGGUUAAAGAUCUGGAUAAGUGGCAGAUGUCUUUUGUUAUGCCCUCAAAGUAUGGUGCCAACUUGCCCUUGCCUAAAGAUCCAUCAGUAAGAAUCAAAGAGGUGCCAAGUAAAAUUAUGGCAGUUGUUGCAUUUUCAGGUUUUGUUACAGAUGAAGAUGUUGAACACUGGGAAUCAAGAUUACGUGAUGCUCUAAAUAGUGAUGGAAUGUUUCGAGUAAAGGAGGGUACAUCAGUGGAGGUUGCACAGUACAAUCCACCAUUUACACUUCCAUUUACACGUCGCAAUGAGAUUGCCCUGGAAGUUGAAAGGAAGCCAGAAUACUCCUGACUAUAACAAGUAGCGAUUUUAGUGUAUUGGAAUACUAAAGUUACAGUCUUUCUACUGCAAAAAGCAUUGAAAGCUUUGUGAUGCAUGUCAGCCCUGUAAUGUACAAUUAUGUAAUAUUUUAUGUAAAUUCCUUGCGGUUGAUUAUAUAUUGUUGAAUAACUUUGAAUA